This is a messenger RNA of Ilex paraguariensis (yerba mate), 3837 nucleotides long. Lineage: Eukaryota; Viridiplantae; Streptophyta; Magnoliopsida; Aquifoliales; Aquifoliaceae. The record is from the annotation of a GenBank genome assembly.
AUGGCUGAGGGGCUCACUUCUAGUUUCUUCAAUCAUUUUCUUGUGCUUCUGUGGGGUGAUGGUGAUUCGGCGUAUUUAGCCCAGGCAGAUUCUGGUGUUGACUCGGAGUGGGAGUCUUUUUGUAGUAUUAUAAUGCAAAUGUGCAGAAAGUCUAGACAUGUCCCUCGAAGGAGUUCAAAUUCAGUUUCUCACUCAUCAUGGGAGUUUCUUAUCAACAGUAGUUUUCACAAGAACUACUGUAAACAAAAAUUUAUUCCUGAAAUUUCUCCUAGAACGUCACUUGAUCUGCAGGGGUCAGAUUCAUCUGGAUCUUUUCUACAUGGUAUCCAAAGCCCAACAGAGCUAUUUAUGGAGACUCUGGAUUCUUUGCAUGGAUUAUAUGAAAGCCUGAAAUUAGACAAUCUUCGCAAACGGGAUUUGGGUCUUCUGGUGGUUCUACUAUGCAAUGUUGCUGAUUUCCUGGGUGAAGAAAGCUAUUUGGAUCACUAUGUACGUGACUUUCCUGGUCUUUCAAAAAACUUUGGGAUAUGUCGGACCUCAUUUUCCCAGAAAACUCCUCCUAGUUUAUUCAGAUGGCUUGAACACUGUUUGCAACAUGGAUGUAAUUCUGCUAAUAUUAUGGACCUUUCCCCUCUGAUUCGUAAAGAUGGAAGUUCUGCUGGGAGCUGGGCCCGGAAGAUAGUUGCUUUCUAUAGCCUUUUAUGUGGUGCAGAACAGUCAGGGAAGAAACUCUCGUCUGGUGUUUACUGCAACAUUGCCUCCGGGUCAUCGUGUACGAAAGAGGAGCUAACAGUCUUGGCAAUGGUUGGGGAGAGAUUUGGUUUGCAACAGCUAGACUUGCUACCUGCUGGUGUCUCUCUUCCUCUACGACAUGCAUUGGACAAGUGCCGGGAGUCUCCUCCUACUGACUGGCCUGCUGCUGCAUAUAUUCUUCUUGGUCGGCAAGAUUUGGCUUUGUCUUGUUCGUCACAUUCAAGACAAUCUAAGGAACUUGAACCCCAUACCAAAUUGAAUUUAGUUUCUAUGUCUACACCUUACAUGCAACAUCUGCAUCCUGUGACUAUUCCUUCCUCAGUUUCUGAUACAAUUGGAUUGGAGAAUACCAAACUUGAGGACACAGAUUCCGUUGAUGGAAUUUCUACAGAUGGUAUGGAACAUAUUUUCAAUUCUAGCACACAGUUGCGGUAUGGUCGUGAUCUGCGAUUAAAUGAGGUUAGACGUCUGCUGUGCUCUGCUAGGCCUGUGGCAAUUCAAACCCCUGUUAACCCUACUGCCUCUGAUCAAGACCUCCAACAGGCUCAGUUAUGGCAGCUUGCUCAAAGGACUACUGCUCUUCCUCUUGGUCGUGGCGCAUUUACUCUCGCAACCACAUGUACUCUUUUAACAGAGGCACUCACAGUCCCAAAGCUUGUUUUAGCAGGUCGGUUGCCUGCACAACAAAAUGCGACGGUUAAUCUAGAUCCAAAUAUAAGAAAUGUAAUAGAUCUUAUAUCUUGGCCUGAGUUUCACAAUGCUGUAGCUUCCGGAUUGAGACUUGCCCCUCUCCAGGGGAAAAUGUCAAGAACAUGGAUAAUAUAUAACAAACCCGAAGAUCCAAAUGUUAUGCAUGCAGGACUGCUCUUUGCACUGGGAUUACAUGGACAUCUACGUGUUCUAACUAUUACUGAUAUAUACCAAUAUUAUUCACAGGAACAUGAAAGCACCACUGUAGGAUUAAUGCUUGGUCUUGCAGCAUCUUAUAGGGGAACUAUGCAACCCGCAAUUUCAAAGUCUCUUUAUGUACACAUACCUGCUCGCUAUCCGUCUUCCUUUCCAGAGUUGGAACUUCCAAGCCUUCUGCAGUCAGCAGCACUUAUGUCUGUUGGGCUUCUUUACGAGGGAUCAGCACACCCCCAAACAAUGCAAAUUCUUAUGGGUGAAAUCGGCCGUAGAAGUGGAGGAGACAAUGUACUUGAAAGAGAGGGCUAUGCGGUUUCUGCUGGAUUCUCAUUGGGACUUGUUGCCUUGGGUAUGGUUUCAGAUAAACUAACCGUGCUCUAUAUGAUUGAAGGUCGUGGGGAAGAUGCCCUUGGUUUCUUGGAUACUUUGGUUGAUCGACUGUUCCAAUACAUUGGUGGCAAAGAACUUAAAAAUGAGAGAUCCCAACUGCUGGCACCAUCAGCGGAUGAACACAAUCGCAGUGCCGGGCAGACGAUGGAUGGAAGUCCAGUCAAUGUUGAUGUUACUGCUCCUGGAGCUAUAAUUGCUGUGGCUCUGAUGUAUUUGAAGACUGAAUCGGAGGUGAUAUUGUCCAGACUUUCUACUCCGUGUACGCAUUUUGAUUUACAAAAUGUGAGGCCUGACUUCAUAAUGCUUCGUGUCAUUGCUCGGAAUUUGAUAAUGUGGAGUAGGGUUCAUCCUUCCGAAGAUUGGAUUCAGUUUCAGAUUCCUGAAAUUAUCCAAAACUGUGUCACAAGCCUUGGAGAUGAGAUGGGUGAUAUGAAUGAAAUGGAUACUGAAGCUUUCGUUCUGGCAUAUGUCAAUAUAGUGGCUGGAGCUUGUAUUUCUCUUGAUUGGAUUCAGUUUCAGAUUCCUGAAAUUAUCCAAAACUGUGUCACAAGCCUUGGAGAUGAGAUGGGUGAUAUGAAUGAAAUGGAUACUGAAGCUUUCGUUCUGGCAUAUGUCAAUAUAGUGGCUGGAGCUUGUAUUUCUCUUGUUGAUGUUGUGGUUGGGUAUUGUAAGUACACAGCUGAUCCCAUCUGUGGAGUUUGUUAUAUGGGUAACAUGAAUGAGAGUCAAGGGCAUAUGGUUGAUACCAUUACCUUGGCAGGGUUAAGAUUUGCUGGAACAAAAGAUGGAAAUGCACAGGAGUUGCUUUACAAAUAUGCUGCCUACUUUCUCAAUGAGAUAAAGCCUGUAUCUGCUACAAGUGGAUAUACCUGGCCAAAGGGACUGUCCAACUAUGUUGAUCGUGGCACAUUGGAGACAUGCCUUCACCUCAUUGUUCUUUCCCUUUGUGUGGUUAUGGCUGGUUCUGGACAUCUACAGACAUUUAGGUUAUUGAAAUAUCUUCGCAGUCGAAAUUGUGCAGAUGGGUACACUCACUAUGGUAAUCAGAUGGUGGUAAGCUUAGCUAUUGGUUUUUUGUUUCUUGGGGCUGGAAUGCGGAGUUUUUCGACUAGUAACAGUUCUAUUGCCGCUUUGCUGAUUACUCUUUAUCCACGCUUACCAACUGGACCAAAUGAUAAUAGGUGCCACCUUCAGGCAUUCAGGCAUUUGUAUGUUCUUGCAACGGAAGCUCGCUGGAUUCAAACGGUUGAUGUGGAUACUGGUCUACCAGUUUAUGCCCCAGUUGAAAUUACAAUUAGGGAAACUGAACAUUAUGCAGAGACAAAUUUUUGUGAAGUCACUCCUUGCAUUCUCCCUGAACGAGCUAUUUUGAAGACUGUUCGUGUUUGUGGACCUCGGUACUGGCCUCAAGUAUUGGAACUCACUCCUGAAGAGAAACCUUGGUGGAGUUCUGGUGACAAGAGUGACCCAUUUAAUUCAGGUGUCCUCUAUAUCAAACGGAAAGUUGGAGCUUGUUCAUAUGUCGAUGAUCCCAUAGGAUGUCAGUCACUGCUAUCACGAGCAAUGCAUAAGGUGUUCAGUUUAAAAAGUUUCAGAGCUUGUUCUCCAAAUGAUUGCAUUGGUGCCACUGUUGAGCAGUUGGUCAGUACCUUUUCGUCUGAUCCGAGUUUAAAUGCUUUCGCCCAACUGUGUUGUGACCCUUCUUGGAACAGCAGGCAAGUAUCAGAUUAUGUUUCUUCCUUUUGGUCUUCAUUUAUCCUGUUGUAUAAGCAUCUACUUGGCCAAUGA